Anastrepha ludens (Mexican fruit fly) is the source of this 1251-nucleotide messenger RNA. RefSeq lists its product as uncharacterized. The record is from RefSeq and is a predicted model, not a curated record. The transcript has 2 exons. The coding region runs from base 77 to 1231 and encodes 384 amino acids. NCBI's taxonomy places the organism in Eukaryota, Metazoa, Arthropoda, Insecta, Diptera, Tephritidae. Gene Ontology annotation, cellular component: extracellular region.
GUCAAUUGCAUUUAGUUGGAAUUCCACUCUCAUCGGUACCGGUAGAAACGCUUCCAGUAAACCAUUUCUGCGGAACAUGAAAAUGUCAUCAAAAAAAGUGAAAAUUCAAUUUGCAUAUUCUACCAUAAUUAUCUCUGUGAUUAGUGUUACGAUAAUAGCGUCGCAAAUUCAUACGAGCAUUGCUUGGCAUUUAGCACAGUCUGGCCUCACUGAGUCCUAUCGCGUGCGCCACCUUUCGCUUCAUUAUUCGCGUGUAUUCAUUUGUAUCAGUGUGAAGAGUCAACUAUUUCCGACGCUGAUCGCCACCAACUGGCCUGGCAGUUAUGUGCCACUGCAGAGUUCAAUUUAUCCACAUAGUAGUGCGCACGCGAAUGGCAACAGAAGUGAUUGUGAGUUGAUACAGAAGGCCAUUUGGACGCAAGUGGAUAAUUUGGGCCGUCUAUGGGUGUUUGAUGCGGGAUGGGAGGAAGUGGAGUCGAAAGGUGCGAAUGUAUGUCCGCCAAAAUUGUUGGUUUAUGACUUGAUUCGAAACGAUGCAGAGGUGUUACGCAUCGACUGCAGCAGCCACCUAACGCCCAAAGACGCCGAAAAGUUAGUCAUUAAGUUGGGCCCAAAUCCUGUGCUCUGUAAGGUGGAGAAAUAUGUUUACUUUCUGCCGCCCGAUGAUGCGCACAUUCUCGCUUAUGAUAUCGUCGAACAGAAGUGGCUGCGACGUGUACUGUAUAGUCGCAAAUUCCACGGCAUCAUCGAAGAGCUAUUUCCAAUUAAACCAAUUGACAUCGCCUUCGGCCUGCAACAAGAACUGCUCUUUGCCGAUGCGGAUGGCAAGUUGUAUGCCACACCGAAUUCGCAAUUGAAGACGCAGUUGGGUAAUGCUGUCAAACGUAAUGCGAAUGAAAUGGCAACUGAAUGGAAAGAGCAGCAGCAAGUGGAUGUGGACGACAUAAAUGACAAAUCGAAUGCCAUUGAACUGGAGCUACUGGGCAGCUUGUUGGCGUCCAGCAAGGGAAUGAUGGUGGAUGUGCGCACCGGUGUGCUUUUCUAUGCGGUACCCAAGUUCGGCGCAAUUGUGCGUUGCGCAUAUCAUCGCAACUUGACGGCGGAAGACAAUGAGAUCGUUUACUUUACUUCGAAGAAUAUACAACAGAUAUUCUUUAGCAGUGCGGGUGCUGUAUGGUUGCUGACAGAUCGUGUGCUGCAGCCGAAUGAUUAUUGCUUUGCGAAUAUUUAAUGGAAGCGACUUAUUAAUUA